AUGCACCUGUCAAAUACCAACGCUGAUGUCCUUUUCGCAACUAUCAUCCAUUACACUCGCCCUGGAUUGUCCGCCAGCUCUUGCACACCUAGUCCCAAGGGUUGGCCCAUAUCCCCCGUGAUCAAUGUGCAGAUGCUCCAGCCAGCUGUGUCUGCUCCGGUGUCCUAUUUGUCAGGUGCUGCCGUUGUUCCCACCGCCGCCGCCUCCCUUGCUGCUGUGCCUGCUCCCCAUGGUUCAACCACCCUCCUCAUUCCACUGUCAAACCCAUGCCCCCUUUCCCCAUGUGCACACACACAUCUACCAUGGUGCCACCUUGGAGGUCCCAGAGAACAGUACUGCAGGACCAUUUUGGCUGGGCUAGAGCCUCUCUUAUUGGCACAGGAGUCAGCCGUGCUGUCUUCAUUCGUACUGCUUCAGUUGUAUGUCCUGAAAGCGCAUCUGUGA
Serpula lacrymans var. lacrymans S7.9 is the source of this 444-nucleotide messenger RNA. RefSeq lists its product as uncharacterized. Bases 1 to 444 code for a protein of 147 amino acids. The record is from RefSeq and is a predicted model, not a curated record. Lineage: Eukaryota; Fungi; Basidiomycota; Agaricomycetes; Boletales; Serpulaceae. The transcript is spliced from 2 exons.